CAUUCGCGGUCUGUCGCCAGCUCGAGAAGCUUUGGCUCGUUGUGAUACAGUGUGAAAGGAUACCUCGGCUUCACCCCCAAAUUGGAAAGGCACAACGCGUGCCAGGUGCUAAAUUUGUGAUCGAUUCGGUGGAGCAGCUGAAGAGGCAACAACAUGCGUGCUAUAAUGUUGAUAUCCUGUCUGGCGCUGCUCGUCUGUGUCCAGGCAGCGGUGCCAGGACCGGAAGCUCGUUCCGGUGGAAGCCCCAAGGACGAGCAGCUGGCUACAGCGAGCGUGGGAAUCCUGGACUCCGUGCUCCGAGGCAAGAGCCGCCAGUCGCGAUGCGUGAGGUGCUACGAGGAUCGGGAUCGAGAUCGGUACUACAGCGGAUACUCCAGUCGAACGGGCGACGAUGUGCGAGGUAGUGCCUGGUACUACUCCGGCUACGAUGAUCGCAGCAGGGAUCGGGACUACGAUCGCUACUACGACCGCUCCCGUUAUUACGAUGAUCGCUAUACUCCGAGGUCCUACGAUCGCUACGAGGGUCGUGGCUACGAUGACUAUAGAAGGGGUUCUGGUUAUGGAGGAUCCUACGAUCGGGAACGCGGAUAUGGAUACGACAACCGGGAUCGCUACUACAGUGGGGAUCGCUACAGCGAGGGCUCUUCCAGAGAUCGCUACUACGAUCGCUCGAGGACGGGCGGCUAUGAUCGCUACGAUCCGUACGAUCGCUACUAUUCCAGGUAUGAUUUUCGCAACUAUCGCCCUUGGGAUGAAACCUACAGGGGACAGUCCGGUUUCGAUAACUCCGGCCGGGGCUAUUACUUUGCCACCGACGAGGAUGAAAGCGAUAGGAAUCGGGGAUAUGGCUACACCUACUCCCGACCCUCCUCCUCAAUGAGUUCGCCCUGCGGACGCAUCUCCGGAAAUUGUCCCCAUGCCGGUGGCUUCAAGGUCACCUCACCUGCCAUUGGAAGCGACAGUUCGCGAGUGGGCGGCCACACCAAUGUCCUGGGCUCGGAUGGAGGUGCUGGCAGUUGGACUUAUUUGGGGGAUCAGGACAAGGUCGGAGGGAGCAGCAGCGGUAGCAGCGGAGGAAGCAGCAGCAGCAGCGGCAGCGGCAGUAGCAGCAGUAGCGGAUCAAGCGGCAGCGGCAGCGGCGGCAGUCGGGAGCGGGAACGGGAACGGGACAGGGAGCGGGAUGCACAGAGGCUUGCCCUCUUGUCGCCCCUUGUAGCUCUUCCUAUGGUGGCCGACCACGUCCUCUAGGCGUUAGCUAUCUGCUCGAACGGGACGCGGAUACUCCGUCGGAUGGCCCAGGAAACACGGCGAAUGCCGCCGGAAAUGGUGGAAGUAAUGGUGGUGGUGCUGCGGGUCAGAGCAUGCCCAUCCCAGCUGCCCAGACAGCUGCCGAGGGAAGUUCCGGCGCAGCUGAGCAGUAACUGGACAAGGACGCAGAAGCACAUCCAAAUCCGAAUCCAGGGACGGAUGCGGUGCAGGGACUGGGAGAGACACCCGCCCGGUGGGCGUGGCUGGGCUUUGUGUAACCUACCGUCCGUAUUUAUGUGUAAUUGUAAGCUAAGUCUCCAAAGAAACUAUUUAUGUGUGGCACAGCUUUGCUCAAAUAAACCAUUUUCAAAGA
Molecule: messenger RNA, 1621 nt
Organism: Drosophila erecta
Lineage: Eukaryota; Metazoa; Arthropoda; Insecta; Diptera; Drosophilidae
Product: mRNA cap guanine-N7 methyltransferase
Exons: 5
Coding region: 154-1248 (364 amino acids)
Source: RefSeq, a predicted model, not a curated record